Messenger RNA from Alligator sinensis (Chinese alligator), 1112 nucleotides. RefSeq names its product annexin A2 (gene ANXA2). Bases 135 to 1112 code for a protein of 325 amino acids. NCBI's taxonomy places the organism in Eukaryota, Metazoa, Chordata, Crocodylia, Alligatoridae. The record is from RefSeq and is a predicted model, not a curated record. Gene Ontology annotation, cellular component: cytoplasm. Gene Ontology annotation, molecular function: phospholipase inhibitor activity; cytoskeletal protein binding; calcium ion binding. The transcript has 14 exons.
GCUGAGGCGAGGCCCCAGGAAGGCGCAGGGGCAGGGCUGCCCCGCCCAGCCCCGCACCACAGCCUCUCUCUUGCCAGCAGUGCUGCAGGCGGGUGGGCGAGGCUCUGCGCCGCUGCACCCAGUGUUUUUUCAAGAUGUCUACAGUCCAUGAAAUUCUAACCAAGCUCAGCCUUGAAGGAGAUCAUUCUAUCCCUCCAAGUGCCUAUGCCACAGUUAAGGCAUACUCAAACUUUGAUGCUGACAGGGAUGCUGCUGCCCUUGAAACUGCCAUCAAGACCAAAGGUGUGGAUGAGGUCACCAUCGUCAACAUUCUGACAAACCGCAGCAAUGAACAGAGGCAGGACAUCGCCUUUGCCUAUCAGAGGAGAACUAAGAAGGAACUGUCUGCAGCACUGAAAUCUGCUCUGUCAGGACACUUGGAAGCUGUGAUUUUGGGCCUGUUGAAGACACCAGCUCAGUAUGAUGCUUCUGAACUGAAAGGUGCCAUGAAGGGCCUGGGAACUGAUGAAGACACUCUCAUUGAGAUCAUCUGCUCACGGACAAAUCAGGAGCUUGCUGAAAUUAACAGAGUCUACAAGGAAAUGUACAAGAUAGAACUGGAAAAGGACAUUGUGUCAGACACAUCAGGAGACUUCCGCAAGCUGAUGGUUGCCCUAGCAAAGGGUAGAAGAAGUGAGGACAGUUCUAUGGUUGAUUAUGAACUUAUUGACCAAGAUGCCAGAGACCUUUAUGAUGCUGGUGUGAAGAGGAAGGGAACGGAUGUUCCUAAGUGGAUCAACAUUAUGACUGAGAGAAGCAUUCCCCACCUCCAGAAAGUGUUCGAGAGGUACAAGAGCUACAGCCCAUAUGACAUGUUGGAGAGCAUCAGGAAGGAGGUCAAGGGAGACCUGGAAAAUGCCUUCCUUAAUCUUGUCCAGUGCAUUCAAAACAAGCAGUUAUACUUUGCUGAUCGAUUGUACGACUCCAUGAAGGGCAAAGGAACCCGUGACAAGGUCCUGAUCAGGAUUAUGGUGUCCCGCAGUGAGGUUGAUAUGCUGAAAGUUAAGAGUGAAUUCAAGAGGAAAUAUGGAAAAUCCCUCUAUUAUUUCAUCCAGCAAGACACAAAGGGCUAA